UUGUUGGCAUACUUGGAUCAGGAUUCGGGUACCCAGUAUAGCUAUCACACCAUACCUAAGCCAUUAGAAGGUACUACGUUACUGCGCUAUGUAUAUUGGGCAUUCGUUCCAUGCAUUGCUGCAUUCCAGUAUUGCAGGCCAGUGAUCAGUAUUGAUGGAACUCAUUUAUAUGGUAAAUACAAAGGGGUAUUGAUGAUUGCAAUGGCAACGGAUGCUAAUCAAAAGGUUUUGCCUAUCGCCUUUGCUGUUGUGGAUAAGGAGUCAGGGGCUAGUUGGGGGUGGUUUUUAGAGUGUCUCAGGACUUCGAUAGAGCGUGUUAUUGAAAACAAGGACAUUUGCAUUAUUUCUGACCGACAUAAAGGUAUCAAAUGCGCCAUUCGAGAGUGGCCUAGAGGGCAAGACGGAAGAGAACAGGUAUAUCAUCGAUAUUGCCUUCGACAUGUUGCUAGCAACUUCAACACACACUUUGAUAACCCGACUCUAAAGGCAUUGGCCUUGAAAGCUGGAUAUGCGACUCAUGAUGCUAAAUUUGUGUCCAUAAUGCAAACCAUUAAAGAGGCCGAGAUUAAUUUACUGAGGGGUGUAGACCCUACUGAUCGCCGGAUUAUACGUUAUAUGCCAUACACAUAUCUAAUGAGUGAGGAUGUAGACAAAUGGACCCAGUCACAUGAUGGUGGAAGACGUUACGGGGCAAUGACAACCAAUAUCUCUGAGUGCUUUAAUGGGGUUCUUAAAGGUGCCAGCGGUUUGCCCAUUGCUGCAAUGGUUGAGUUCACUUUUUUUAAAUUUGUUGCAUAUUUCCACGAUCGACAUAAACAAAUUACUUCUGAUCUCUCUCGAGGUAAGGUGUGGAGUGAUUAUGCAAUGGAGAUCUAUAACAAAAAUGAGCAGAAAAUUGCAGGACACACUCUGAGGAAUUAUAAUCAUGCAGAGGGUAUAUAUCAAGUGGUUACCCCGUAUAACGACCAUAGAGUUGGAGGGGGAAAUCACAGUCAUGAUGUGCGCAUAUUUGAUAGAACAUGUGGUUGUGGAAAGUGGCAAAACUUGAAGAUCCCUUGUUCACAUGCAAUUAAAGUUCUUAAAGGUCUGCAUCUCGAUGCGCCUAGCUAUAUUGACCCAUGUUACAGUCUGAACAACGCCAUUCUCACAUAUUCACAUAAUUUUGUGGUGCCAAAGUCAGAGUCAUUAUGGACAGACGUUCGCGGACCACGGUGGGUGCCUGACCCACAAUUGUUGCGGGCCAAAGGUCGUCCUACGAUGUCAAGAAUAAGGAAUGAAAUGGAUGGGGUACGGCGAGAACGGGGAAGCCGGAGGGAAGAUCCAGAGUUGAGGGAGAUUCAACCGAGGCAACGAUGUAGAGUGUGUCAUCAAGAGGGGCAUAACCGUAGAUGCUGUCCCAAUUCCCAUGGGGCUUCGACAAGUGGUAGUGCUAUGAACUAGGCAAGCGGAGACUUGAUUUUCGUAAGUGACAUUGUACGUGGGACUUGUCGUGAUCUUCUGUAUGGACAAGCUAGGUGAUUAUGUAGAGUAUGUUGUAUCAGUAUGGACAAGUGUUAGGUGAAUAUGUAUAAUAUGUUAUAUCAGUAUGGAGCUUCCGCUAGGCGAAUAUGUAGACUAUGUUGUAUUAACUUAGUUGUUAUUUUGUUUAUUGUUGUAAAUUACGGAUAAUUGAACUAUUUGCUAUCCAUUUUACUCGUUACAUUAGUUGCGUGAUGCAGCUUUUUCCUAUAAUACGAACAAUGAUAUUA
Quercus robur (English oak) is the source of this 1748-nucleotide messenger RNA. RefSeq lists its product as uncharacterized. The transcript is spliced from 2 exons. NCBI's taxonomy places the organism in Eukaryota, Viridiplantae, Streptophyta, Magnoliopsida, Fagales, Fagaceae. Bases 193 to 1440 code for a protein of 415 amino acids. Gene Ontology annotation, molecular function: zinc ion binding. The record is from RefSeq and is a predicted model, not a curated record.